AUGGUAACAGCCAAUGAGAACUGUCCGUUCUGCGUGUCACCGGGAGACCUCCAGUCCUCAGCAUCAGUUCAGUCCAUUGCCAGGCAGGUGUGUGAGCAGCUGAUCCAGAGCCACCUGGCCCGCUACAGCUCCAUCCUGAACCAGGUGCCCAGCCAGCCGGUGGCGGUGCGCAGCGUCCCGGGGCCCCCCGGGGAGCCCGGCCGCUCCGGGGCCCCGGGGCCGCAGGGGGAGCAGGGGCCCGGGGGCCGGCCCGGGUUCCCCGGGUCCAACGGGGAGAACGGCCUCCCGGGGGCCAGAGGUGAUGCUGGAGAGAAGGGGGAGAAGGGGUCUCAAGGUGUUGGAAUCCAAGGACCGAGAGGAACCCCGGGACCCCCUGGUCCCCCUGGGCAGGGCAGGACGGGCAGCCAGGGUUCGAGCGGGCGUCCUGGCAACCCCGGCCCCCCAGGCCGGUCGGGGGUCCCUGGCUCGGUGGGGCCCUCAGGUCCCCCAGGGUACUGCGACCAGAACGCCUGCAUGGGCUACAACGUAGGAGUCCAGCUCCCCUCCAGCUCCUUCCAGAACUACGAGGAGGCAGACGUGGAGGACCCCUACCGCUACGGGGGGGGGGGCUACCCCUCUGAGUACUACCAGCCCAACUACCCCGCCCCGCGGCCGGUCGCCCCCGACGACCCCUCCGAGGUCCACCGCUCGGCCCGCAGCCUGACUGCGGGAGCAGCAGGAGGCGCGGUGCGGAGGGAGGAGGAGGAGGUGCAGAAGGUGGUGCAGAAGGUGGUGCAGACGGCGGUCAGGAGCUCUCUGACGGAGAGGCUGAGGAGGGGCGCCCAGAAGGGUCCCGGGACUAACUGA
Gadus chalcogrammus (walleye pollock) is the source of this 846-nucleotide messenger RNA. It is a transcript of the gene col14a1b, whose product is annotated as collagen alpha-1(XIV) chain. Bases 1 to 846 code for a protein of 281 amino acids. The record is from RefSeq and is a predicted model, not a curated record. The transcript is spliced from 6 exons. Lineage: Eukaryota; Metazoa; Chordata; Actinopteri; Gadiformes; Gadidae.